This is a messenger RNA of Pseudopodoces humilis (Tibetan ground-tit), 3346 nucleotides long. RefSeq names its product syntaxin 11 (gene STX11). Gene Ontology annotation, molecular function: SNARE binding; SNAP receptor activity. Gene Ontology annotation, cellular component: endomembrane system; synaptic vesicle; SNARE complex. Gene Ontology annotation, biological process: exocytosis; intracellular protein transport; synaptic vesicle fusion to presynaptic active zone membrane. The record is from RefSeq and is a predicted model, not a curated record. NCBI's taxonomy places the organism in Eukaryota, Metazoa, Chordata, Aves, Passeriformes, Paridae.
CCUCGGGGAGAGACACCGGCACCUCGGGGAGUGACACAGGCACCCCGGGGAGUGACACAGGCACCCCGGGGAGAGACAUCGGCCCCUCGAGGGGAGACAUCGGCCCCUCGGGGAGAGACACCGGCACCUCGGGGAGAGACACAGGCACCUCGGGGAGAGACACCGGCACCUCGGGGAGCGACGCGGGAGGAGCUACACAGGACUGGCCGGACUUCCCUGCCCGGUGCUAGACUCUGCUGGAUCUGCUGGAUCACAGAGAUCGUGUGUGAUGCUGUCACUGGAGAGGAGCUGUUCACAAGUGGCCUUGAUCCAUGUGUUCAUUCACUGAUGUCCAGCUUGUUCCUUCGCAAUCUUACUCAGCAAAGCACUCAAGGCUUGCGGCAGUGACAGAAGUCAGAAGGAGCUGACUUCUGAAGAUUCCAGGCAGGAUGAAAGACCGUUUAAGUGAGCUGCGUGAAUUUGCCAGAUUACACAACCAACAGUUUUCAGAUAGUGACGAUGAUGAAAAUUCACCUGAGGAUAUUCUCCUUUAUGAGACGGAUUAUGCCUUGGAAAUUCUUCAUAAGGACAUACAGAAUAUCCGGACAGAAAAUGACCACCUAAAAGCGGACGUCAACCGUCUGAGAAAGCAAAACACCCGCUUCCUUACUUCCAUGCGCCGUCUUAGUAGCAUCAAACGAGAUACUAAUGGUAUUGCCAGAGACAUUAAGAGCCGUGGAGAAAGCAUCCACAGGAAACUGCAGGUGAUGAGAGAUUUCUGUGAAGAUGCAGUAACGAAAUAUGGAGCUAUGUCUGUCAUUGCCAGGGUGGCAAAGAACCACUACGUUGACCUCAUGCACACAUUUCAGGACGCUAUGUUUGAUUACAAUGCAACAGAGAUGAACCAGCGGGAGAACUGCAAGAUUCGAAUUCAGCGGCAGCUGGAGAUCAUGGGCAAAGAUGUUCCUGGCCACCAGAUUGAGGAGAUGAUUGAGCAGGGCAAAUGGGAUGUCUUCUCUGAGAAUCUCUUGUCAGAUGUUAAGGGAGCUCGUGCAGCCUUGAAUGAGAUAGAGACGCGACACAAGGAGCUGGUGAAGUUAGAAGGUCGCAUUAAGGAAGUUCACGAGCUCUUUCUGCAGGUGGCCCUGCUGGUGGAGGAACAGGCAGACACCUUUGAUGUUAUUGAGAUAAAUAUGCAAAAUGUUGAGGACUAUGUAGGAGAUGCUAAAGACCAAGUGAAAAAAGCUUUGGAAUACAGGAGAAAACAUCCCCUCAGAACAAUCCUCUGCUGCUGCUUAUCAUGUUGCAGAAGGUGAUGGUCCCACUGGAGCUAUCACAGACUGAUUUAAAUGUCUCCAAAAUCAGGUGUUCUUUGCAGAGACUUUUCUGUAAUGACAAACCCUAGAAAUAUGGGGGAUAUUUUGCAGUUGGUUUUGUUCAUUGCCUUUUUACUAAAUGUGCUGAAGGCUGUUUAUAUUUAUGAACUCCUAGAAAUGUUGAUAAAACUAUUUUUAAUCUAAUUUUUUUAAAGAUCCUGUUACUUUAACUAGAGGUGCAAUAUCUCUAUAGUGCAAGAAAGAAGAAUGAAUCAUUUAUCCUAGGGAAGAUGGAUACUUUAAAAAGUAACUUUAUUCUUAUUUGUCAAAAUGAGGCUGAAGGCAGUGAAGCCUUAUUGCCUGGGGUGACACAGCACACCACAGAAUCAGGAGGUAUCAGUUUUAACUAGUUUGGAGCUUGCUUGAUGCAAAUUUGACAAAAUACUGAGCCUGGAGCAGGAGCAGGACACAGAACUAAUUUCUCUUUCAACUUGAUUUCCAGAUGUCUGGAAUCUUAACAGAAGUGGCUGCACCUUAAAUGAUAAUAUGCACAUUUUGCUCUAUUUGUGUGCAAGUGACUGUUUCUUCCCAUUUUGAGUACCCAACUCUCUCAAGGUGGCAAAAAGCACUGCAACACUGAGGCAUCUCACUUUUAACUUGAGCCACUCUUUGGACUCUUGGUUUCAAACCUGCCAUGCUUUCAUGUUCUGAUGCAUUUUUCUGCCAAUUAACACUUCAGCCAGAGGAGAAACACGGAGUGGCCUUCUGCAGAAACACCCAUAUGAAGACAACACCUGUGGGGUUGAGAAAGCAUUUUAGGGUCUCCUGUACUGGCACAUACAUAGAAGCAGUUUUAGUAGAAUGACUGGCCUGUCAGUACACUUUCAUUUUUUAUAAGUAUUAACCAAAUAUAAGUUUUUUAGUAUCUAUUUUAAAUAAGAUGAAGGAUUAAUUUUUUUUAAUAUGCAAUUUUACUGGUGUACAAAAAUUUUGACUUUUCUCCAACUGAUUGGAAAUCUCCACCUGGGAAAGCAAAUAGAACUAUUUCUUCAGUGCACCUGAAGAAGAACGAAAACAGUUUAAUGUCAUUUCAGUGCUCUUUCCAAGCUUAAAAGGAAACUCUCAUUUUAUGUAAUAGGAGUCUGCCCUUACACAAGGGUAAACCAGUAGGUUUGGAGUAUUGCAAAGAAAUAAAAAAUGUGCAGCCUUGGUUAGCACUGAGCAUUGUCAGUGAAACAUACUCACAAAGUCUGAUGACUGAUCACAGCUCCUGCUUCUGCAGGUUUUCCAACUAUAUUUCUAGGUGGCUUCCUGAUGCACUGUGAUCUAUUGUUAUCCUUUGAAAUAAUGCAGGACAUUUUUUCAGAAAAUAAUUUUUUUUAACUGCUGGUACCAAUUUUAAUAAAUAUAUUUCAACAUUUCAAAUAUUUUCUAUUUGGGAGUUUUCCUCAGAUGUGCAUAGAUGUACAUCUUCCUGCACCAGUUGCAGUGAAACUUCUCCCUUCUUACCUUUUGCACCCUUAUUUUAUGUGUGAACAAAAACUCAAAACAUUUCUUACUAUUUGUAUUAAUAUAACAAAACAGCAAUAUAAAUCCAACUUCCAAGCUUUCAAAUCUUACUGGGAAACAACUUUAGCCAGACAGGCUUUUUUACACAAAGAGAAACUAAAGGGAUAACUCUUCUCAGAAACUGAGUGUCCCUUUUGCUGUAGCACCUGUCUCUGAUAACAUGGAAGAGUGAGAAACACCGGUCUCCUAAACUGUAAGAUACUUUGAUAUUCAGUGGUGUACUGGCGAUAUCAGUGUUAUGCUUGUCUGAGGACCUCUUCAGCGAGGUGUUCAAGUGGGAGAAAAAACAGUGAUGAGCUCGGACCACAGCCAGUGGCUUUGGUGCUACUCAGGAAGACAAAAGUUUUUAUUGUGUAGGUACUGCCAUUAAGUCAGUGGAACUGUGCAUUUGUAGAGAAAUACCCUAAACCUCCGAGAGUCAGCAUGUGGGGAUAAAUCAAUGAAGAAUGAAAUAAUGUAUUUCCUUUCACAUGCAUACUCCU